AUGGGUAAACUGGGCCAGGUCUGGCUGGUGAUGGGCAGGAGGGAUUCAAAAGCCAAAAUUUCCAGGCUGGAAUCCCGUCGAGAAGGAAGUAGCUCAGACUCCGUAGGGAGGAGGAAAGGCAACCAGAGCUGGAGUUUCCAGGUCUGGUUUAACGCCCUGGCAUUGCUUGGCACCUUGGCUCUGUGCCAUGGCCUGCGCCGUCCCACCAGCCACCAGCCCCACAGUCACUGCUACAGCGCAAGCGAGCUGCAGGACGGGGAAGCCCCUGCUCACCUGCUGGGGCUGCGAUGGGACCACUACCUACCAGUGCAACUGGUGCCACAACUGGAGCGGCUGCAAGAAGUCACCAACGGCCACCGCCGACAUCGCCGCCACCGGCACCGCGCCUGCCCUGCUCUGCAGCUCCGUGCUGGCCUCCGCAGCGAGCCCAACGAGCGCUCCAUCUCCCCCUGGAGGUACCGCAUCGACGAGGAUCAGCACCGCUACCCCCCCAAGCUGGCCUUCGCCGAGUGCCUCUGCAGUGGCUGCAUCGACGUCAAGACAGGCCGGGAGACCACCUCGCUCAACUCGGUGGCCAUCCACCAGAACAUGAUGGUGCUGAGGCGCAAGCCCUGUCCUCGCCCCGCUGCCCACGGCCUCGUCACCUUCGAGGUGGACUACAUCAGGGUGCCCGUGGGCUGUACCUGCGUCCUGCCCCGCACCGCUCGCUGAGGAGC
Messenger RNA from Dryobates pubescens (Downy woodpecker), 716 nucleotides. It is a transcript of the gene IL17C, whose product is annotated as interleukin 17C. The transcript has 4 exons. Gene Ontology annotation, biological process: inflammatory response. Bases 1 to 711 code for a protein of 236 amino acids. Gene Ontology annotation, molecular function: cytokine activity. Lineage: Eukaryota; Metazoa; Chordata; Aves; Piciformes; Picidae. The record is from RefSeq and is a predicted model, not a curated record. Gene Ontology annotation, cellular component: extracellular region.